Messenger RNA from Rhizoctonia solani, 1209 nucleotides. RefSeq names its product peptidyl-Lys metalloendopeptidase. Gene Ontology annotation, molecular function: metalloendopeptidase activity. The record is from RefSeq and is a predicted model, not a curated record. NCBI's taxonomy places the organism in Eukaryota, Fungi, Basidiomycota, Agaricomycetes, Cantharellales, Ceratobasidiaceae. The coding region runs from base 1 to 1209 and encodes 402 amino acids. The transcript has 5 exons.
AUGCUUUACUCCACGUUCGUUCUCGCGCUCUUUUCCGCCUCGAUUUCCGCAGCAGUCCCUUCCAGCCAUGGACACACUCGCUCUCCGAAAGAACAUCGUGCUACGCAUAAUGGUCCCUCGCUCGUUCUCCAGGUUAAAUCUCAGGAUGACUUGACCAACCCAGACGACCUGACUGUUGCUGCUACCGUCAUGAACAUGGGGACCAAGGCUGUGAAGAUCCUCAAUGACCCCAAUGGUCCGCUGAGCUCAUGGAAAACUCAUACAUUCGAUUUUGUACCGCUCCCGUCUGUCGGGCCUGAUGGAGUCAAGGCCAAGACUGGGGGCCAAAAGGCCGACGUAGAUUCAAUUCGCGUCAAAUAUAACCCAUUGGUCGCUGCCGCUCUCUCCGACCCCGAUGUGUACACCGUCCUUCAGCCGGGCGAAAACAAAACCGUAGUACACGAUCUUUCGGGAAUGUAUAACUUCCAUGCACCGGGAGGUUAUAUAGUUAGACUGACAUCUCCUGCCGAAUACUUUAACGUCAUCGAAGACGAUGGUUCGAUUUCAAGAGUUCCCGCGACUCUAACGACCGAUCCUGACAAUACUUCGAUUUUGAAUAUUCCUGUCGGCGGCCUUCUUACUUCAAAAAAGAUUUUGUCCAACACGGGAAUUCAGAGUAUUGAUGCCUUGUACAAUCGCAACCCAAACCGAAUGGUCAGACGAGCAGGUAACCCCAAGUUCAAUAGCUGCAGUGCCGAACAGCAAACUGGAAUCGAGGAGGGUAUAAAAGCAGCUAUUGCCUACAACCAGGACGCAGUCAGUUACUUCGACGGCACUCUAGGCGAUCGUUACACUACUUGGUUUGGUGCAUUGGCCGACAACCGCACCGAAAUUGUCAAAGGUCACUUUACAAACUUGACCGACAAAAUAGAACAGUUCGAAUUCGACUGCUCUUGUGACAAGCAGGAUACCUUUGCCUAUGUUUAUCCGACUCGAUUCCCCACUGUUUACUUGUGUGGUGCCUUCUGGAAGGCGCCCACUAACGGCACUGACUCCAAAGGCGGAACCAUUGUUCACGAGGGUACUCAUUUUGUGAACAUUGGCGGUACUGACGACUACGCCUACGGUCAAUCGGGUGCGAAGAACCUAUCGUCUACCGAUCCUGACCGUGCAGUCAUGAAUGCUGACUCUCACGAAUACUUUGUCGAAAACAACCCCCACCUCGACUAA